CUUUUUUGAUAAGUGUUUAAAAAAUAAUUAAAAAUUUAAGAAUGAAUUCUUGUUUAUCUAAGUUGGAUCUCUUUUCUUCGCAUUUUCAAUUCAAUAUUGGACAAAAUUAAAUAAAAAAAUCCACCCCCUUAGGAAUUAUAUUAUCUCUUCUUAUAAUCGCCAUAGGCUUGUCAUAUUACUCCUACUUAUUCUGGCUGCUAACAACUAAUCAGCUAGAACCAAACUAUAAAUCUCAAGAAUUUAUUACAGAGGAUUCUAUCGAUAUCAACUUAUCUUAAGAUCUAGUAGGUUUUAGAUUUGAAUAUGAUUUUAAUAUGCCAAUAGACAUCCUUUAAGCCCAUAAAAACAAGACAUAUUUAGUUUAUAUGGCUUACUUUUACUACGUAAAUAAUAGUGAUACUUAGUUGAUUUAGCUAAAUAUAGUAAAAUGCCAAAACCCUAAUUUAAUUGACUUUUAUUGUUUAGAUUUUUCUAACGUGUCAAAUUACACAUUAACAAUAAACACAAAAUAAAAUAUUUAAUCAUAUGUCGAUAUUUUUAUUUACGGGUGUCUUGACUAAGAUGUUUUUAAAACUAAUAUCCCCGAAAAUUGUGCUAGUUAAGAUUAAAUUGAUGCGGUUAUUAAUGGUAUGAAUGCUGGAGUAAGAUUAAAAUUAUUUACAUCUUAGUUUAAUGUUGGAACUAUUUAAAACUAAAUUAACUAUAGAAAUGCUUUUAUUUAUACAGUGGGUGACUAGUUAAUUUAGUCUACAUUUAAAACAUAAAAAGCUAUAACAACUGUAAAAGAUGGAUUGUUUAUUUUAAAUAGCAGAAAUUAUUCUUCUCCUCUUAAAUAUGAUUUAUUUAACUAGAUUUAUGAUAGAUAAUAUAGUCUUGAAAACAUAGGUUAAAGCGGUUACAGCUUUAUUUAAAUAAUAAUGGAUGAGAUAGUUCAAUAAACAAAGAUCUAAUAUCCUACAGUCCCUGAUGUUUUGGCUCUUGGUAACGGUAUCAUAACUUUAUUAAUGAUUUUUGGUUUUUUUGGUAGAAUGAGUUCCUUUAUAUCAAUCAGAAACGAUUUCUUUCUAUUGAUUCUAUAAAAUUUGUAUCAAGGUAAAUACUUAGAUAUUUUGCAAAACAAUUAGAUACUCUUAAGCUAAUAAGAAGAAACAAAAUAAAAAAUUGAGUUAAAUUCUAGUGAUAGCCAGCUGACAUUAGAAGAAUGGAAAAAAAAGAGUCCUAACAUAAGAUAUAGCAAUUACAAUUAAUAAUCAAUAAAAACAAAGUAAUCGUUAGACUGUUAAUAGCAGUUAUAAAAAAAAUUUAGAGGUAUUUCUUAGAUUAUUGAUGAAAAUAAAGAUAGUGAGUUUAAAUUUCAAAAUGCAUGGGAGAGUUAUAAAGCUUAAAUAAACUUUAGUAAAAUCUUGUCUAAUUUGAAAACUUUUUAAAAUGAAACAUUUUCUUAGAAAGUAUUUUAAAAACUAUUUAAUCAACGUUCAGGUAAGAAACGAUAAAAUCAUGAAGAAUAGAUAUAUAAUAAAAGAGCUAAAAAGUCCAUAGAAGAGCAACUAAAUAAGCAUUUAGAUAUUUUUUAAAUAUUCUAAGAUAUUAUAUUUAUAAAAAAAGCAAUAAUGAUUUUAUUCGAUAAAGAUUAACUAGCUGCCAUAAAGUUAGUUGGUUGCUCUUCUAACUAUCUAGAUAGGAUCACGGUAGGCUUAAAUUAAAUCAAAAUAAAUUUUGAAAGUUAAAACCAUUUAGAAGAAUAGCUUGAAAUUUUUUAAUCAAAGCAACUUUAGUGUGAAAAAAUUCAAUAGUUUUUAGAGAAAUGCAAGAAAAGCAACAACUUAGAUUAAAUAGAUAAAAGAAUACUCUCCUCUCUUGUUUGAUAUUUAUUUAUCUGAAAUUCCUUUUUAAAAUUUACAUCAUUUAUUAUAUUUUUUAUAAAUAUUUUUUUAAGAUUUAAGGUAUAAUUUGUAAGUAUGUAUGUAAAUUAAUUAAUUAAUUUGUAUAUCAAAUAAACUAUUCAAUGUUCAAAUAGUAUUUU
Messenger RNA from Tetrahymena thermophila SB210, 2023 nucleotides. Its product is annotated as AMP-binding enzyme family protein. Lineage: Eukaryota; Ciliophora; Oligohymenophorea; Hymenostomatida; Tetrahymenidae. The record is from RefSeq and is a predicted model, not a curated record. The transcript is spliced from 3 exons.